This is a messenger RNA of Dentiscutata erythropus, 876 nucleotides long. The record is from the annotation of a GenBank genome assembly. NCBI's taxonomy places the organism in Eukaryota, Fungi, Glomeromycota, Glomeromycetes, Diversisporales, Gigasporaceae.
AUGUCAAAGUUUACUGUUCAAGAAAAGUCUGCAUCCUCAUUACUUGGACAAGAUGAAAACGAUUUAAGUUUGUUAAAACAUAGAUCACCUUCUCCAUUCUCGAUUCUCCCCAUUCCACUUACAAAGAAAAUUCUCUCCCACAUCUCUUACUUUUCAGACAUCCCACACCUUCGUUUAGUUUGUAAAACCUGGUCAAAAGCGAUUGAUCAAAUUCUUUUUACACGCAUCAUCGAUAACUUCUCAAAACUCUACCCGAUUGUCGCUACAUUAACUCUACGAUGUCAUGAUCACUCUAAAGUUAUAACAGAACAUGAAAUUCAAAUGGAGUUAAGGACAAUUCCAAAGCCAGAGAAAUAUACUACAAAGUUUAUGAUUGAAUUUUUACCAAUUACUACCAGUUUAAAAAAACCGUUGAUUAAAGAUUUGUUUAAGAAUGUGGAGGCUUUUUUUAAAUGUUAUUAUAUUGAUGAAAAUAAAUAUAGUUUUGAGACCAAAGAUAAGUGUUAUAUCAAGGAGGAAAGUGAUGAUAUCAGUAAAGCAGAUAAAAACUCAGAUAAAGGUAAAAAUAAAACUAAGACUAAAGAUAAUUUUCCUGAUAUCAUCAAAGAUAAAAAAAGAACUGAUGAUAAUAAUUGUAUUGGAGUAAAAACAAAAAUGUUAAAAGAAGUAGAAAUUUCAGAAAUAAUUAUGUUAUCUUUAGGUACAUGUACCAAAUCUCAAAAUUUUUCUCAUGAAAUUGCUGCAGACUUAGCUAUUGAAUUUCAGUGUGUUUCUGACAAACCCAUGACAUUUUCUGUAAAGUCGGUUGGGUUUAGGCCUUUAUUUGUGAUUUGCUGGUUUAAAAAUUUUUUAAAAAAUGAUGAACGAGAAAUGUAA